Messenger RNA from Helianthus annuus (common sunflower), 2219 nucleotides. Its product is annotated as coronatine-insensitive protein 1. The record is from RefSeq and is a predicted model, not a curated record. Gene Ontology annotation, cellular component: SCF ubiquitin ligase complex. The transcript has 3 exons. The coding region runs from base 152 to 1918 and encodes 588 amino acids. Gene Ontology annotation, biological process: SCF-dependent proteasomal ubiquitin-dependent protein catabolic process. NCBI's taxonomy places the organism in Eukaryota, Viridiplantae, Streptophyta, Magnoliopsida, Asterales, Asteraceae.
UCCAAACAACUAUGUGCUGUUAAUCCAGAAUAAAAAAAAGUUCCCCAUUUACCCACUUUCAUUUCAUUGCCGAGUCAGUCCAACUUUCUCUCCAGUCUCUCAUUCGUCCCCAAAAUUCUCUCAAUCCAACUGCAAAUUUCUCACAAAACCCAUGUCAAUCAUGGAACAUCGUACCCAUAAACACCACCGAACCCACAUCAAUUCCGACGUCAUCUUCGAGCUCACAAUCCCCUACAUCACCAACUCCCACGACCGUCAAUCCAUCUCCUUAGUCUGCAAACGAUGGUACGAGCUUGACUCACUCACCCGCAAACACAUAACAAUCGCCUUAUGCUACUCCACCACGCCGGAGCAGCUCCGGCGCCGGUUCCCGUAUCUGGAAUCUUUGAAGCUGAAAGGGAAGCCACGCGCCGCCAUGUACAACCUGAUCCCGGAGGAUUGGGGCGGGUUUGUGAAGCCGUGGGUGCAGGAGAUUGCGAGAUCGUUUAGGUGCUUGAAGGUUGUUCAUUUUCGAAGGAUGAUUGUUACCGAUGAAGAUCUGAUGGUGCUUGGUUCUGGCCGUGGUGGGGGUCUUCAGGUUUUGAAGCUUGAUAAGUGCUCUGGGUUUUCUACUGAUGGAUUGUUGCAUAUUUCUCGUUCUUGCAGGAAUUUAAAAACCUUGUUUUUCGAAGAAUGUCAAGUAACCGAAAAGGACGGGGAGUGGCUACACGAGCUUGCGUUGAACAACACUGUGCUCGAGACGUUGAACUUUUACAUGACCGAUAUAACCAAAGCGAGUUUUGAAGAUCUUGCACUUAUAGCCAGACGAUGCAAAUCCUUAACUUCCGUCAAAAUUAGCGAAUGUGACAACUUGGAUAUAGUUGGUUUCUUUCGCGAUGCUAAGUCGCUUCAAGAAUUUGGCGGGAGUUGGUUUCAAGAUACACCGGAACAUUAUGGUAAUGUGGUAUAUCCUCCAAGAUUGUGUGGAUUGAGUCUAAACUACAUGGGUACUUAUGAGGUACCGAUUGUGUUUCCUGCUGCAUCGCGCCUUAAGAAACUGGAUCUUUUAUAUGCCUUGCUUACCACGGAAGAUCAUUGUCUGUUGCUCCAACGGUGUCCUAAUCUUGAGGUUCUUGAGGCAAGAAAUGUGAUUGGAGACCGAGGCAUGGAAGUUCUCGCCAAUUCUUGCAAGAAAUUAAAACGGUUAAGGAUCGAACGAGGGGCAGACGAAUUAGAAAUGGAAUUCGAAGAAGGCGUUGUAUCUCAACGAGGAUUAACAGCCAUAGCACAAGGCUGUUUAGAGCUAGAGUACAUCGCGGUAUACGUUACCGACAUCACAAACGCAGCACUCGAAUGCUUAGGACUACACUUAAAAAACCUUCAAGAUUUUCGCAUGGUUUUACUAGACCGUGAAGAGGUAAUUACCGAUUUACCCCUUGACAACGGCGUCCGAACUCUACUAAAGUGCUGCAAUCUUAGAAGAUUUGCUCUUUACCUGAGACCAGGAGGGUUGACUGAUGUGGGUUUGACUUAUAUAGGUCAAUACAGUCAAAACAUACGGUGGAUGUUGUUAGGGUAUGUUGGUGAAUCCGACAUGGGUCUUUUAGGGUUUUCGAAAGGGUGCCCUAGUUUACAAAAGCUUGAAGUACGAGGUUGUUGUUUUAGUGAACAUGCACUUGCUAGUGCUGUUUUGCAGUUGAGGUCACUUAGGUACCUUUGGGUUCAAGGGUAUAGAGGGUCUUCAACAGGGUUUGACUUUUUGACCAUGGCUAGACCAUUUUGGAAAAUUGAAAUAAUUCCUUCAAGAAAGGUUAGUGUUGGUGAAGAUAAAGAGGUAGAACAUCCUGCUCAUGUUCUUGCUUAUUAUUCACUUACCGAAUCAAGAACAGAUUUUCCAGAGUCUGUUAUACCGCUUAGAUACCAACUCAAGGGUAUUUGAGUAGUGAGCCGUCAAGUUGUUUUGGUUCUAGCCGCUCAACACUUCGACGUGUUUCACAUGUACUAUAUGUAUGGUGUGAGAUAUAGUUAAAUGCGCGUGAUGGAGAUGAGUUUAUAGGGUCGGUUCUUGUUUAGUUGUUAUGAGAAGUGUUUGUAAAGGACUCGUGAAAUGAAGAGAGAGAAUAUAUUAUAGCGGGUCGUAGUGUAAGCAUUUUCUGCUGUUAAUUAAAACGUUGUUACUGUAAAUAAUGUAUAUAUAUGUAAUAAUAAAAGUGUGUAUUUAUCUUUGAAAAAAUGGUGAA